Messenger RNA from Impatiens glandulifera, 1003 nucleotides. RefSeq names its product DNA replication complex GINS protein PSF2. The record is from RefSeq and is a predicted model, not a curated record. Bases 144 to 806 code for a protein of 220 amino acids. Gene Ontology annotation, cellular component: GINS complex; nucleus. Gene Ontology annotation, biological process: double-strand break repair via break-induced replication; DNA replication. NCBI's taxonomy places the organism in Eukaryota, Viridiplantae, Streptophyta, Magnoliopsida, Ericales, Balsaminaceae. The transcript is spliced from 8 exons.
UCUUCUCUUUCAUUUCACUUGAAGUAAAAUUAUAUCUUUUCCCGCCCCUCUAGAAUUCCUCUCGUCGAGCAAAUCUACAGCUUGUUUCUUCAGUUAAUUCUCUAGAUCUGUUUGUAAGGUUUUAGAAUCAGGAUUUUGCAGCAAUGUCAGGCCAAUCUAAUCCCCUCUGCUCCGAAUUCUCAGCGGCCGAGUUGGAGUUUUUAGCGGAAGACGAGAUGAUCGAGAUCGUUCCAAAUAUGAAAAUGGGCACUCUCAAUUUUAUUUGUGGAGACCUUGGCCCUUUUCAUCCACAACUAGCUGCUAAAGUACCUCUGUGGUUGGCUGUCGCUUUGAAGAAGAGAGGAAAAUGUACAAUUCAACCUCCAGAGUGGAUGUCAGUUGAUAAAUUGACACAGGUCUUGGAAGCAGAGCGAGAUGAUAAGGCUGUCUGUCAACCACUACCCUUUCAUUAUGUAGAAAUUUCAAGGCUUCUAUUUGACCACGCUCGUGAUGAUAUAGCUGAUGUGUAUAUGGUUAGGUCUCUUAUCGAGGACAUCAAGGAUGUAAGGUUUCACAAGAUUGGUACCGGCUUGGAGAAGAUAUCUGAGCGUACAUCUGCAUUGAAGUUUAAGAAUGUAUCUGCAAUGGAAGUGAAUAUAGUGAGGCCUUUUGUUGUGAAGACACUUGAGACAUUCUAUAAACUAGAUAGUCCUGAUGGACAAGAUGUAGCGGAUAGGGGUGGUAGUACAAGCAGAAGAGUCCAACCACCACCAGCAGCAGCAGCAGCCAAUACUUGGGCCAAACGACCACUAAAACCUGGGAGAUGAUGAACUUUGAAUUGUGACAAACUAACAAUUGAAGAUUUUUUCUGGCACGGAGCUCUAGGUAAUUGUCGCUGUAAUCUUAAGGUUGAACAAAGGAAAUGAAGGUGUAUUAUUAUUAUUAUUGUUUUUGUUAUUGUUGACACCAGCUAACAAAGCAAGACACAUAAAGGUGUGGAAUAAUAAUGAAAACAUUUGAUAGA